AUGAGAAAAGCCCAUCUCCCACCAGCCAUUCUCACCACCUACUACAGAGGGAGUGUCGAGAGCAUCCUGAGCAGCUGCAUCACUGUCUGGUAUGGAAACAGCACCGUGUUAGAUCGCAAGACCAUACAGCACAAAUUUUUUUUUCUGCAGCUGUCGAGGUUGCUUCGCUCCUGCCUGUACUUCUUCCUGUCGUGCCUGUUCUUCCACACUGUUGUCGUUUUAUACGGAGCUCCACUGAUCGAAUCUGCCUUAGAAACAUUCUCCCUUGCUGUGUUGCUGACUUCGUUAACCACGCUGAGGUGUCUUUGUGUCCUCGGCCCCAACAUCCAGGCCUGGAUACGAGUCUUCAGUCGCCAUGGAGCUAUGUCUGUGUGGGACACCUGUCUGCAGAUCACUGUGGCCUGCACACUUAUUGGAGCCUGGGUUGGAGCAUUCCCCAUACCUCUGGACUGGGAUAGGCCCUGGCAGGUCUGGCCUGUUUCCUGCAGUUUGGGCUCUUUGUUCGGCUACCUGACCGGGCUGGUUGCAGCUCCAGCGUGGAUCCAUUAUCACCGCAAACAGCUCACAUACAAGUGCAAGUGAUAGUCAGACACACAUGUAUUAUGCCUGUGCUUGUGCGAAUGUAUCCACGAUGGCGUGACUCCUGAUUCUGCUGAAUUUCUCUCACUUUUUAUUAUUUAUUUGGGAGCAUUCACCCCCUUUGCAGCCUGUAGGGUUGUGAGGCAGUUUUGUAAAAGCUCAGAGGUAUUAUUUUGUACAUGUGAUGGCUGAAACGGAACAUUUUUAAACGUAAUAAAAUAUUUUCUUCGUUAA
This is a messenger RNA of Pundamilia nyererei, 813 nucleotides long. It is a transcript of the gene pigf, whose product is annotated as phosphatidylinositol glycan anchor biosynthesis, class F. The record is from RefSeq and is a predicted model, not a curated record. Gene Ontology annotation, cellular component: endoplasmic reticulum membrane. The transcript is spliced from 5 exons. The coding region runs from base 1 to 582 and encodes 193 amino acids. Gene Ontology annotation, biological process: GPI anchor biosynthetic process. Lineage: Eukaryota; Metazoa; Chordata; Actinopteri; Cichliformes; Cichlidae.